Molecule: messenger RNA, 303 nt
Organism: Talaromyces amestolkiae
Lineage: Eukaryota; Fungi; Ascomycota; Eurotiomycetes; Eurotiales; Trichocomaceae
Exons: 2
Coding region: 1-303 (100 amino acids)
Biological process (GO): lipid metabolic process
Source: RefSeq, a predicted model, not a curated record
AUGCAUAUCCCCUCGCUCUUUGUUCUCCUCGGUCUCACGCAGACUAUUAUUGUUGUUGCUGGCUCGAGCGCCUGGGAGUGUGAAAUUUGUGAAGAUGCUGUGGACUUGGGUCUCGCAGCUCUCAAGGACAAUAGCACUACGACUGUUGUAUCUGAACAAGUUGACUCAGCCUGUUCAAAGGUCGCCUCCAACGCCACAUCCGAGUGUGAGAAAAUUGUCGGGACGAUUUUGGCCAAAGGGCUCGAGUUGAUAGAGAAUAACGUUCAACCUAGCGCUGUCUGCAGUUAUCUCGGUUACUGUUAA